Rotaria sordida is the source of this 1044-nucleotide messenger RNA. The record is from the annotation of a GenBank genome assembly. NCBI's taxonomy places the organism in Eukaryota, Metazoa, Rotifera, Eurotatoria, Philodinida, Philodinidae.
AUGAAACGAACAAUAUUGUUGAUACUGUUGGUUCUAUAUAUUAAUCAAUGUCUCAGUCAAAAAGGUUUUCCGAAACAAUUUCAAGCAACAAUAAAUAUAACUGGAUUACAGUCAUGGGAUACAUCAUUGGGCGUUCAAAAAUUAUUGUAUGAUUAUGAAAAUUUAAGAGCACGUAUUGAUAUUAAAGGGUGGCGAGCACAACAAAAGCAAGUUUACAUGAUUAAAUACAAGCCUGAAGGUGCCGAACCAGAUUCCCCAGCUUCGCAGGGCUAUACAUUGUUCAAUUUCAAUCCUGAUUAUCCAGAAUUGACUAAAAAUGAUUGUUGGUACAGAACAGAUCCAAUGGGUGAUACGGGUCCAUUUCCAUGGAUCUGGUUUCAUGAUUCAAAAUAUGUCAUACCAGAAAUUCAACUAAAUGCAACAAGAUAUGAUUCACCGGAAAUAUGUGAUUUAAUACGAUCUGAUAUUGGUAAAGUUCCAUGUUUAAGCUAUUUUGAAACAAAAGAUAGACCAGUUAAAACUAUUCAUGCACGUGCUGCCGUAGGUGGUUAUGAUAGUGAUGAAUAUACAAGUACGUUUUAUUUAACAUUUAUUCAUGGUAUCUCGCCAGAAGCAGAAAAUUUAUUUGAUUUACCAAAUCAAUGGCCCUCUUAUUGUGGCAAUGCAAAUACAGGUUUUAAUGUAGAUCCUAUACAUGGAUUUGUAGUAACUCCCGAUGGUCAAGAUCAUUUUUCAUUGAAAUUAAACACACCACCAAUUCGCUCACUUGGUAAUCAAGUGACAGUUGAGUUUAAAGUACAACCAAAUUGGUAUUACAAUGGUACACGAUGUGCUCAAUUUAAUUCAAUUAUUUUUGAUAAAGAAAAUUGGAACAAACCACAACAAGUUGAUAUGUCUUUUGGUGAUUAUGGUUGUUGCACAUAUGCAAUUACUGCAAAUGGUGGUAGAUAUGAAUGGCAAUAUCAAGUACAAACAUUUGUUGUUUAUGCAUGUGAUGGACAAGCUGGAUAUGGCUGCAAAGGCAAAGAACCAUGUGGAGCCUAA